GGCAAUUUUGGGAAACCAAGUGAAUUUUGUGGGCUUUAUGUAGUAAUUUGUGGGCGAUGUUUAACAAAUCCCUAAUUGUAAACCUUGCUGCCAAGAAAAAUCCCCUAAAUAUAAGAGUAUCGUCAGCACAGUGUUCUGCAAUGGUGCUACCGAAAAUGGCUUCUUACACCGCAAAAUGGGCGAUACCUUCAGCUUAUCUUUAUCAUCAUCAAUUAUCAAGUUUCAACCCCAUUUUUUAUUUCAUUUUUUUGCCUUCCAAUCCCCCUUCCCCUGGGGAGUUUGUACAAUAAUAUGGGGAAAUCCAAGGAAGAGGACAAGAUAGAGAAGAUUAUUCGUGGAUUAUUGAAACUUCCUGAAAAUCGGCGAUGCAUCAAUUGCAACAGUUUGGGACCGCAAUAUGUUUGCAUGACAUUUUUGACAUACGUGUGUACAAAUUGUAGCGGGGUGCACCGUGAGUUCACUCAUCGUGUAAAAUCUGUAUCGAUGGCCAAAUUCUCCAUGGAAGAAAUUACUGCUCUUCAAGCAGGAGGAAAUGAGAGAGCAAGGCAGAUUUACUUCAAAACAUGGGAUCCACAGCGUAAUUCUCUCCCAGAAAACAGUAAUAUACAUAGAAUUCGUGAUUUUAUCAAGCAUGUCUAUGUGGAUAAACAGUAUACCGGUGAGACCCAUCCUGCUUCGGCUCAAAGGUCACGAAAUAGUGGAAUGUACGAGCCUUAUGAACAUAAAAGAGUAAUUAAGGGUGAAAGCUCUACGUCUCAUGUGAAAACUAUUGACAAAUAUAGUAGAUAUGCUAGUGAUGAAUCUAGAAGUCCUCAGUACUCAGGAGAAUUCUCUAGAUACGGUGAUUUCAGGGCUGGUUCGUCUCGUUUUGAGGGUACAGAAGGUCGCUAUCGAGUGGAUGACACUAGAAUUUCUGGGCGGGCUGCUACCCAGAUGUUUACCACUGAAGACAUUAAGCCCAGAAGGAGGUCCCCUGAUCGCCGACUGAGUAGUGAUGCAAAAAGCCCUACACUACAUCAUGUGAAAGAGAUCCUUGGAGAAAACUCUGUUGCUUUACGUGUUGCCAAUCAUCCUAAAUUUGCUGAUAGGAGAUAUGAUAAAGUUGCUACUGCUAAUGCUCAGGAGCGUGAUCAUCAUAAAGAAAGCCAUAGAAGUGUAGAUCAUAAUGAAACAACUCUUCAAAGAUCUGUUUCAGCUGAUGUUCAGAACACUGCAGAAUCUGGAAGUCAACCACCAUCCAGCCACGUUGAACCGAAACGCAAAAGUGAAAGCUUUGGAUCAUUGGAUGUCUUUACAGAUUUUUCUUCUCGAUCUUCUGUCCAAAGUCUUGGUCCACAAACGAAUAUUGCCAUGAAGCCACCUGCAAAGAAUACUCCUGGUUAUGCUCAUCCUAAUACCUUGGAAUUCUUGCUAUUUGAAUUAUUUUCUCGGGCUGAAAUGACCCACAGUGAUCAGUCUGGAAUUCCCUGUGAGGAAAAUGAUGUAUCAAGUCCUUCAAGCAACCGUUCAAUAUGGAAUCAUGUACUAGCACCAUCCACAAGCGUAUCUCAAGCUUUAACUGAUGAGUGCACUUCAUAUUCUGCUGCUGCUACCACCACAUCCAAUACUUUAUCCAUCAGCAUGCCAGCAAGAUCAACUGAUGCAGAUACUCCUAAAGGCUCUACUUCUCAGAUGGUCCCAGAUCUACUGGGUGAUGAUGGUGUGUAUGCCACUGCAGAUAUUGGCGUAAAGCAGUCUCCAAGUACACAGCAUCUUGGGCCUACCCCGGUUUCAGAUACUUUCUCUGCUCCUAUUCAAACCAGCCAUUUAAAUGAAGGUGCAUUUAAUCAGCCAACAGUGUUGCCCCCAGCAUCAUUUGCUCCAGUAAUUUUUGGCAAUCCUACUGUACGAUCAUCUCAGCCUGCUCAAGGUCCAACUGGAGAAGCAGAAUCUUUGAUUGAAAUGAAGCCGUAUCUUGCAGACACAAAAACUGGUGGAAGGAAAGAGCUUCCUGCAGAACUUUUUGCUUCUCCCUAUCAAUUAAGCUCAGUUUCAGCCUCAGGGUGGCCAGAUGGUUCAAAUAAUGGCAUGGGCUUUAACAUGCAUUAUUACCCUCCUCAGAUGUCUUCUGCAAUGGGAUUUAUGCAAGGAGGAUCGAGUCACUCAUUCAUUCCAGCAGGCUUGUCACAUGCUACAAGCUUUGGAUCACAUCUUCCAGGUUCUGCACUAACUGGUUCUACUGCUUAUUUUUCUAGUGCGCAUCAUCAAUCACCUUAUGCUCUAGGUGCAUAUAUGGGGCAGCAUUUUUACCAUAACAAGCCAUCAACCAGCAUACAAGGAACGAAUAGCUUUGGUGGUUAUGUAGGACCAACAGUGUUGUUACAUUCAAAUCAGCAAUCUCCAUAUAGAUAUCCAGCACCUACAGACCAAAGUUCAUAUCCUAUGGGUGGAGGAAAUCCAUUUGGGUAAAUGAUGAGCCGGAACUUGUGAAUUUAUGAUGUUUUCGAUCACACUCUUGCUGUAGCCUCCAAAUCAACAGGAAUGCUAUUAUGUUCGAUUUUGUGAAUUAAUCGUGUCGUCUUAUAUGGUCAAGGCUAGGUAUGUAAGCCAGCUAAAUGACUCAGAGGAGCAUUUUUAUGAGGAGCAAAGAAUCAGCUGUGAAAUUUCUAGUGAAUAUGCUAUAUAUCAGCCUAGCAGGGCUUCUUUUUUUGGUUAA
Molecule: messenger RNA, 2695 nt
Organism: Chenopodium quinoa (quinoa)
Lineage: Eukaryota; Viridiplantae; Streptophyta; Magnoliopsida; Caryophyllales; Amaranthaceae
Product: arf-GAP domain and FG repeat-containing protein 1-like
Exons: 15
Coding region: 292-2448 (718 amino acids)
Molecular function (GO): GTPase activator activity
Source: RefSeq, a predicted model, not a curated record